Molecule: messenger RNA, 2487 nt
Organism: Myotis brandtii (Brandt's bat)
Lineage: Eukaryota; Metazoa; Chordata; Mammalia; Chiroptera; Vespertilionidae
Gene: PRDM16
Product: PR domain containing 16
Exons: 16
Coding region: 1-2445 (814 amino acids)
Biological process (GO): regulation of transcription by RNA polymerase II
Cellular component (GO): nucleus
Molecular function (GO): DNA-binding transcription factor activity, RNA polymerase II-specific; RNA polymerase II transcription regulatory region sequence-specific DNA binding
Source: RefSeq, a predicted model, not a curated record
AUGGGCCCCGGGGGCAGGGCCGGCUCAGAACAGGGACCCGACACCGGAGGUGCCUUUGCCGACCUGGGAGCCACGGAGCCGGCCUUCGGGCCUUUGUCCCAGGAAGUGGCCGACCCCGGGAACCGGGAACCAGAGGAGCCCACAUUCCGCUGUGACGUGUGUGACGAGCUCUUCCAGUCCAAGCUGGACCUGCGGCGACACAAGAAGUACGCGUGCGGCUCAGUGGGUGCCGCCCUCUACGCAGGCCUGGGCGAGGAGCUCAAGGCCAAGGGCCUGGGCGGCGGGGGGUCAACUUCAAGCCUGGAGCAGCACAUGGUCGUCCACACGGAGGAGCGAGAGUACAAGUGUGACCAGUGUCCCAAGGCCUUCAACUGGAAGUCCAACCUCAUCCGCCACCAGAUGUCCCACGACAGCGGCAAGCGCUUCGAAUGUGAAAACUGUGUGAAGAGGCCAGAGGUGGCCGCGGCUGCUAGGAAGGUCCUGGGUCCCGCCUUCUUCUCCCCUCCACACCCUGUCCCCACACUCAGGCCCCACCCAACCCGGGCUCCCGGAGGCACGGCCAUGCCAGUGGUGCCCACCGAGUUCCGCUGGGGCCUGGGCUACAUGCCCAGGACUGUCCGGGUGGCCGGGCCCAGUGAAAUAACGGAGGAGACAGCGGUCGAGCCAUGUGAGGUCUGCCACAAGUCCUACACGCAGUUCUCCAACCUGUGCCGCCACAAGCGCAUGCACGCCGACUGCCGCACGCAGAUCAAGUGCAAGGACUGCGGCCAGAUGUUCAGCACUACCUCCUCCCUCAACAAGCACCGGCGCUUCUGCGAGGGCAAGAACCAUUACCCGCCCGGCGGCCUCUUCUCCCCGGGCCUGCCCCUCACCCCGAGCCCCCUGGCCUGCCCGGCCCAGCUGUGCCCCAGCACCUCCCUGCACUACGCCAAGCCGUCGCCCUUCUUCAUGGACCCCAUCUACAGGGGCGCCGGGGCCACGGGCGACUCCAUCAAGGCCAUCGCGUCCAUCGCGGAGAAGUACUUCGGGCCCGGCUUCAUGGGCGUCCCCGAGAAGCGGCUGGGCGCGCUGCCCUACCACUCCGUGUUCCCCUUCCAGUUCCUGCCCGACUUCCCCCCCUCCCUCUACCCCCUCGCCGACCGCACCCUCGCCCACAGCCUGCUGGUCAAGGCCGAGCCAAAGCCUGUGCAGCAGCAGCAGCCCCCGCUCUCCUGUCCCCGAGCCCCCAGCACUCGGGGGGCAGGCACAAGAGAGAGGGGGUGGCUCCGGGGAGUCCCCCAGCCUCUCCCGUUCUCACGCCAACAGAUGUCGGCCAUUGAGACCAUGACGGAGAAGCUGGAGAGCUUCGCGGCCAUGAAGGCGGACUCCAGCGCCCUGCAGCCCCUGCCCCACCACCCCUUCAACUUCCGCUCCCCGCCCCCCACGCUCUCCGACCCCAUCCUCAGGAAGGGCAAGGAGCGCUACACCUGCAGGUACUGCGGGAAGAUCUUCCCCCGAUCCGCGAACCUCACGCGACACCUGAGGACGCACACCGGGGAGCAGCCGUACAGGUGCAAGUACUGCGACCGGUCCUUCAGCAUCUCCUCCAACCUGCAGCGGCACGUCCGCAACAUCCACAACAAGGAGAAGCCCUUCAAGUGCCACCUGUGCAGCCGCUGCUUCGGGCAGCAGACCAACCUGGACCGGCACCUGAAGAAACACGAGCACGAGCACGCGCCAGUGAGCCAGCACUCCGGGGUCCUCACGAACCACCUGGGGACCAGCGCCUCCUCCCCCACCUCUGAGUCCGACACCCACGCACUUUUAGACGAGAAGGAAGACUCCUAUUUCUCUGAAAUCAGAAACUUCAUCGCCAACAGCGAGAUGAGCCAGGCGUCGGCGCGAACAGACACACGGCCAGAGGUCCAGGAGCUGGAUGGCACCGCGCCGUGCCCAGGCCUGGCCAGCGGGAAGCCGGAGGACGGCGAGGAGGAGGAGGAGGAGGAGCUGGAGGAGGAGGACGAUGACAGCCUCGCGGGGAAGUCCCAGGACGACAACGUGUCCCCCGCGCCCGAGCCCCAGGGCGCUUACGAGGACGAGGAGGACGAGGAGCCCCCCGCCUCCCUGGCCGUGGGCUUCGACCACACCCGAAGGUGUGCUGAGCAGCCGCCGGCGGGCGGUCUCUUAGCUUUGGAGCCGAUGCCGACUUUUGGGAAGGGGCUGGACCUGCGCAGAGCAGCCGAGGAAGCGUUUGAAGUUAAAGAUGUGCUUAAUUCCACCCUAGACUCUGAGGCUUUAAAACAGACCCUGUACAGGCAGGCUAAGAACCAGGCGUACGCAAUGAUGCUGUCCGUCUCCGAGGACCCUCCUCUCCGCGCCUCCGCCCAGAGCCCCCUGGAUGCGUGGCUGAGUAUCACGGGACCCGCGCCCGAGGCUGGAGCCUUUAACCCCAUCAACCACCUCUGACCGGCCCGGGGGGCUGGGGCUCGCGAGGUGACCUCGGGCCCA